This is a messenger RNA of Gigantopelta aegis, 4115 nucleotides long. RefSeq names its product protein disulfide isomerase CRELD2-like. The transcript has 11 exons. NCBI's taxonomy places the organism in Eukaryota, Metazoa, Mollusca, Gastropoda, Neomphalida, Peltospiridae. Gene Ontology annotation, molecular function: calcium ion binding. The record is from RefSeq and is a predicted model, not a curated record. Bases 352 to 1590 code for a protein of 412 amino acids.
UGGUUGAUAUUAUGCAUCGGCUGCUGUUUUAGAAAUCCAUGUGUUGUUAUUUGGUUUGUCAAGACGUUUAUCGUUAUCGUCUGUUCUGUAGUGUGUCGGUAACGGACCGACUUAUAUAUUUUUAAUUAAUUUAUCUUUAGUGUUUAUUUAUUUUAAUAUUUUGGUGAUUUAACAACUUACCGGGUGCGUCGAAACACGACCAAACCAACCACGGUGACGGCGUCGUUGAAAAUAAUUGAUUUGUGAUCCGACGUACGAACCUCUGCUAAUUAUGUGUCAAAUAAUUAAUUCGAUCGGACACUAGUUUGGUUUGUCCCAGCAUUUGAUGCACGAAGACUGUCGAAAACUGAUAUGUUGGGGCUAGAAAAGGUGACGUUGCUACUGGGCAUAGCUGUAGUUGUGAUUCUCAGCGGGGUAGAAGGAAAGAAGAAAAUCCCCAGUUGUACCCAAUGUAAAGAAAUUGCAAAACAUUUUGAAGAGGGCUUGAAAAAGACAGCUAGGUCUAAUUAUGGAGGAGGUAAUACUAACUGGGAAGAAAAAUCUCUCGGAAAAUAUGCUAAAAGUGAAGUUCGACUUGUCGAAAUUAUGGAUGAGCAUUUGUGUUCUGGUGGAUCAAAAGAGUGUCAUCAGAUGCUGGAAGAAUAUGAAGAUGCUAUAGAAUCAUUUUGGUUUAAAGUGUAUGCCAAGUCAGAUGAUACUGAUUUUCAUCGGUGGUUCUGUAUUGAUACGAUCAAGGCAUGCUGUCCAGAAAAUCACUAUGGGCCCGAUUGUGCUGAAUGUUCAGGGGGAUCUUCUAGACCUUGCUUUGGAAAUGGAAACUGUGAUGGAGGUGGAACUCGAGAAGGCACUGGGAAGUGUUCUUGCCACUCUGGUUACACCGGGACACUGUGUGAUGACUGUCUGGAUGGAUAUUAUGAAAGUUUGAAGAAUGAUACUCAUACUGUAUGCAAACCAUGUCACAUAUCAUGUAAGAAAACGUGUUCGGAGGAAGGACCCAAAGGCUGUGAUGAAUGUAAUACUGGUUGGCUUCCAUCUGAAGAACAUGGUUGUCAAGAUAUUGAUGAAUGUGCUGUGGAGGAACCUCCAUGUAACAAGGACCAAUACUGUGUAAAUACAGCAGGAUCAUAUACAUGUUUUAGUUGUAAUGAGGCCUGUGAUGGGUGUGCUGGACCGGGGCCAGAUAAAUGUGACAAGUGCAAGGACGGAUUUACACUUACAGAUCAGACAUGUAUAGAUAAUGAUGAGUGCCAGGCUGAUCCAACUUUAUGUCUUGGAGAAAAUGAGAGAUGUGAGAAUCGACCAGGGACGUACAGCUGUGAGUGUAUUCCUGGAUUUUGGAGACAAGCAGGAAAAUGUGUUCCAAAACCUAAAGAUAAGCCAAAACUGAAAGUUCCCCCGAAAAGUCCCCAAAAGAAGAAAACUAAGAAGACGUCAAAAGAAACACAUGGCCUAUUGACGUUUUGUGUUACCAUCGUUUUAUUUGCUUUGAGUUUUUCUGUUUCAAAUGGCAAUAAGCUAAUAAUUAGUUCCCUUUCUGUUCUGUUGAUAGUGUAUGUGUAUUGGUUUGCGUCUCAGUUUGAUAAGUCAUGACACUGACUUAAGUUUUUGUGUUUUCCUUUUUAUGUUUUUUCACCAAUUAUCUAAUGAUCAAUAGGUGAUAUACUUUGUUUAUUUGAAGAGCAAAAAAAACAACUGAAAAGAUUUGGUGCAGGGGUCAGUUUCCUUGGGGAGGGUAAUCAGUAUUUUUAUUUUUCAGUCUAUAUUGAUGUUGGUUCUGUAUGUUGAACAUUGUUGAACUUCUUUUUUUUGGAGGGGGGGGGUUGUGAAGUGGGUUGAGAUAUUACAAAAAAUGUCAUUGCUUGCAGGACAAUUUUGAAAAUUUAUAUAUCAAAGCCUUUUUCCAGUUAUAUUUUAUUUCUAAUUUAAUAAGCCUAAUAGCUCAAUAUUUAAAUCCAUUUGCAUGUAAUUUGAUCUGUUUGGUAGCAGCUUUAGUUUUGUUUUCAUUUUUGAAAACUUCAUUCAAUGUACAAUGUAUUUAUUUGGCCAUAAUGUGCUAUCCAUAUCAUGUUAAUGUAGGCAAUGCUUUUUUCUUAGGUUCCUGCUCCCAGUUUCAUUGGAAGUAAUAAUAUGUCCUCAAUCUCAGUCAAGGGUAUUUUUUAUUGUGGUUGAAAUUACUGGGUUUAAGCAUCCAGUACUACAACUUGUGUUCAAUGGUUUGCACUUUACAGCAGUCAAUCUAUGUUUUUAUUCAUGUUUGUUAAAAUAAUUAUAAUAGAGUGGGGAGUUUUGCCGAUUUUUUAUUAUUGUAAUAAUAUUUAGGGAUGGGAGGUGGUUAGAUAGGCUGGCAGGCUAAUUUUUUCUACAGCAUUUUUUAUUAGAUAUUUUUAAAACUUCAGUCUGUAUAUCAUGAGGUAAUAAUGUAACAAUGGAUUUGCUUGUUCUGAUCAUGGAGAGUUUCAUCUGUUUAAUAUAAAAGUCAUUCAUUCAUGCUGUUAAAGAUCAGAGAUGUUUUAGAGAAUAUAUAGUGAUCUACAAUCAAAGUAAAUUUUAUUGUCUCGUCUUUACAAACUAAAUGGGUGUGAGGUAAUACUUUUCCAUUUAAUUCUGCAGAAUUCAUGUUUCAAUUAUGUGGAAAAUUUAUAUGUAAUGUUUUUCCCCAUCUAAAUAAUGUAGGGAUGGGAAUUCUCCUCGGAUCUGUGAUUUUUCUCUCAUGGAACAUUGCGUUUCCUCACAUUUUAAUCGUCCUUUCCCCUAAAAUGUGUCAGAUGGCACAGAUUUUAACCUAGGUUUUCAAGAAUUUCCAGGAACCCUCUAGAUUUCCUCUUUUUUACAGUUCACCAAUUCCCACCCCUGAUAAUGAGAUUUGGUAGCUGUUAAUGAUUCUGCACAUUUAUUAUGAUAUCUUUUUUACGUUUUUUUAAUAUUAGUAUGUGUAGGGUUUAUGUGUUAUUACAUGGUGAAUACAAUGAUUAACCAUAAGCAAUUAUUGCUCAACAGUAUAACAGACACAUUGUUUGAUCAAAUAAAGGAGGGCGACAUAUCUUGGAACACACAGUCAACUUUUUCUGUGCACACAUGCAUAUAAACACAAAAUGUAAUAUACAAUUUUGAUUGCUAAAUGAUAAUUACUAGUAUUCCAAGUUAAGUGAAGGUACAGAGUUGAAUGAAUAAACAUGAAGUCUGAAGACCACUUAUAACUGUAUAUAAUUGUUUUUGUUACAGUAUUAAUGGCAUUUCUGUGUUCUAUUUCUUGAUGUGUUUGAAUUAUGUCUGACACGCCUGAAAUCACUUGGUGCAUAUUAGUAGCAGUGUAGAUAUAGAAUGAAUUUAUGCAUUGUUUCAAAAUGUUUUUAUCAUGACAUGAAUAUUCAGUCUCAUUGAAAUCUAGAUCUUACUUACAAUCUGCCUUUACCUAUGUUAACAAAUCUGACAAGAGCCACAGUCAUUGUGUGUUUGGUGACCUUUCAUGACACCGAGUCAUUCACAUUGUUUAAUUACAUUGAAAAGCUAGACACGCUGAAUGACAAAGUCUUCCACCCAGAGAGACUUUAACAACUAAAUGAGUAGGUGUGUGGCCACUACAUCAACUUCUCUUUCACUAACCACUAACCACUAACCCACUGUCCUGGACAGACAGCCCAGAUUGCCGACGUUUGUGCUCAGGAUAGUGUGCUUGAACCUUACUUGAAUAUUAGCAUGAAAAUAAAUUUAAAUGAAAUGAAACAACAAAGCAAUUCAUUUGAACACCAAAACAUUAGUAGUCAGUGUUAACAUUCGUCAAAUAAACAGUUGUCUGGGCAUGCAGUAACAUUGGCUUUUGUCAGAUCUACUGACAUACUCAAAGUCAGAAUGACCAGUAAGAUUUGUUUGUAGUUACCGGUACAUUGAAUGACAGAUUUUCACAGUGUAGAUAACAUUCAGAUGCACAAAAUAAUUGUUUGAUAUUUUAUUUAUACGACUUGAAAGAAAGACUGAGAUAGGCCAGUAAACCAUGACAAUUGAUGUAUUUUUACUGUUGUGUAAAGCAACUGUAAUUUGUCUGGUGGGAUUAUAUAUCUCGGAGGAUUCAUUUUGUUUUUUUAUGUGAAAGUAAAAUAAAACUAGUCUUUGUUAAA